GGUCGAGACGUCGCCGGAGAACCUUUGUCCGGCCAUCGGUUUGUCCGGCUAAUGCUGUAACCGGCCACUUCUUCAAGAUCAUACUUCCCGGAACGAUUCAUACCCAAACCAUGAGAAUCCCAAACGAGUUUGUAAGAAGAUUUGAGAAUGGACUGUCUAGUGAGGCAACAAUUGGUGUUCCAGAUGGUCUUGCUUGGAAAAUGGAACUGGAGAAAUCGGAAAACGAGGUUUGCUUCUGCAAAGGUUGGCAGGAGUUUGUGAAAUACUACUCUAUUAGUUUUGGCUUCUUUCUUGUGUUUAAGUAUGAAGGCAAUUCACAGUUCAGUGUGGUGAUCUUUGAUGUGAGUGGCGCUGAGAUUACUAUCCAUGCAAAACUAACUUUGAGAAGCAGAACUCGGCAUCUGAACGCCAUAGGAAAAGGUCAUCCAGCUUUGAUCACAGUGGCUACAACACAAGGAGCAAGAAACAUAAGCUGGAAGAUCAAGAAGAAAUAAUUGAUGUAGAGGAUGACAAUGCAUUGAGCGAUGGUAAAUCGGGAAACAAGAUAGAUCUGGGCAAGAGAUUGAGAACUCAAGAAAGCAUGAGAGAGAGAAAGAUAGAUCUAGGCAAGGCCGUUGUUCCAAAAUGAAGAACACCUCGAGAAGAAAGCAAAGCGCUAUGGAAGCUGCCCAGAAUUUCAAACCAGAAAAUCCAUCUUUUACUGCAUUAAUAGGGCGAAGAAAUCUGACUCGUCGUUAUCUGGUGAGGAAUGUUUAUGAUUCUUUCUCACUCUGUUAU
This is a messenger RNA of Prosopis cineraria, 777 nucleotides long. RefSeq names its product B3 domain-containing transcription factor VRN1-like. The coding region runs from base 111 to 494 and encodes 127 amino acids. Gene Ontology annotation, molecular function: DNA binding. The record is from RefSeq and is a predicted model, not a curated record. Lineage: Eukaryota; Viridiplantae; Streptophyta; Magnoliopsida; Fabales; Fabaceae. The transcript has 2 exons.